AUGGGGGGCUGGGCAACCUUCCUGUUAACCUACCUCUUUGGUGGUGUUACUUUCCUCCCUCUCGUUGUCCUCACGGUCUUUCUCCACGCCCACUUCACUCUACCUCGUCGACAAGAUGCCGAUCCGAGCAGAGACACCGGAGCCGAUGAUCUCGUCCAACCGAGCGACGAUCUUGGGCCUCUGCAGGCUGCUCAGAAAGAAUCGAAGGAACAAGCGAAGGCCAAGGCCACCGGUCACCAUGAAACCGAAACUGCAGCUGGCUACUUCGCCGUGUGUCGAGAGUACACGCCCAUGGGAAUAAAUGCCAAGCCCAUCGAACGAUCCACACCCGUUGGCUCCACGACAGUAGCAGCUCCCAGUCAGAGCGUGUACCAGACUAUGUACCGGAGCAUAUUUGAUAGGAAGCAGAAUCCAGGCCCCUUAGACAAUGGCAAAAGUGUUAGUCUUCGGCCAAAGAAAGCGGGAAAUGUCUUCUACGUCGUGUUGAGACAUGGCCAUCUCAUGUUAUUCGACGACGACGAACAGCUCGAGGUCCGACAUGUUAUUUCUCUUACCCACCACGACGUCAGCAUCUAUUCCGGCGGUGAUGUGACACCGGAAGGGGAGCUUUUUAUCAAAAGGAAUGCUAUAUGUCUUUCACGACGGAUAAACGAAACGGCAGAGUUGACGCCGGAUAGCCAAAUAUCCAAGCCAUUCUACCUGUUCUCGGAAAACUGCUCCGCCAAGGAAGACUUCUAUUUCGCCUUGCUGCGAAACCAGGAACAGGCAUUCCCUUCAGGAGAGCGAGCAGCACCGCCUCUAUCUUUUGACGUCAAGAACGUCAUAUCUCUGGUUCAGAAGCUCCAUUCAUCCGAGGAGCACCUACAGAGCAGAUGGCUCAAUGCUAUGCUUGGGAGACUCUUUCUAGGGCUCUACAAGACUGCGGACAUUGAGGCUUUCAUCCGGGAGAAGCUGACCAAAAAGAUCAGCCGGGUCAAGCGCCCUGCCUUCUUAUCCAGUAUCGAGAUUCGCAAGAUCGAUCCCGGGGAGUCCGCUCCUUACUUCACAAACCUUCGCCACAAAGACCUCACAGUCGAAGGAGAGUGUUCCAUGGAAGCCGAUGUGAAGUACACCGGUAAUUUUCGAAUCGAGGUCGCUGCUGUUGCUCGGCUUGACCUUGGAACGCGUCUCAAGGCUCGUGAGGUUAAUUUGGUUUUGUCUGUCGCGCUGCGGAAGAUGGAGGGGCAUUUGAUUUUCAAGAUUAAGCCACCUCCGAGCAACCGGGUGUGGUUUACCUUCUCACAGGUGCCCAAGAUGGAAAUGACCAUUGAGCCAAUUGUGAGCUCUAGACAGAUCACGUACACUGUUAUUCUUCGUCAGAUCGAGGCUCGGAUCAAAGAGGUUGUCGCGGAGACACUUGUUCUGCCAUUCUGGGACGACACUCCUUUCUUCAAGACCGAACAUAAGAGAUGGAGAGGUGGUAUAUUUCAAGGAGACGAUGCCGUGGAGCCAUCUUUGGACUCGGAGACCGCGGCAGCGCAGAUCGGAGAGGUCGAUGAUGUGGAGACUUUGGACACUGGGACCCCUCCCAACUAUGAGCUGCCACCGAUGGAGAAGAGCCAGAGUAUGCCUGUGAUCGAGCCCGUUCAAACUUCACCAUCGACGAGUCUAUUUGGGCUCAAGCUCGGGAGGGGCAGUAAAAUCCCGCAGACCAAUCCAUCCUCCCCUACAAUAGACGUCAUCGAGCCAAAGCACGUGAAAGUGGAUGCUUCGUCCACGAGCGUCGACGUCAAGAAGGAAACGCAUGCGAAACAGCGCCCUGUCAGGUCUGGCUCUUUUGUUGGGGAGCCAACGCCAAUUGUCUCGACGGACACGGUGAAUGCUGAUGUCUUCAAGCCGUCGUCACCGCCCGGGGAAAGUCCAGCAGCUAGUGCCAUGGCCAGACUUUCAUCCAGGUCGAAAGCUGCUUCUGGUUCAGGCUCGCCUCUCACGUCUCCACACAGAAACUCGAUCGUAUCGAUCGCCUCUGCUCAAUCUAACGCGUCAUCCAAAGAUCAUACGGACAAGGAAUCAGAGCAAGACGAGACACCCAAGCUGCCUCGCAGGGGUACGGCAUCAUCUACUCACAGCAACACGGGCGAUGGCAGCUCUGGGACGGGCGGCUCCCCAACGCCCUCUGUCAAAUCUUCCAAGACCAACACAGGAUCUCUGACCCGUGGGCUCUUCCUAAAAAGGGAGAACACCACGGAUUCUGCCUCCACGACUGCGACUACUAAUUCCAACACGGAAUCGGCCAAGCGGAUACCUACCAGUUUAGCGGCAGUAUCCAGCGCAGCAGGGGCGGCUCGACGAUGGGGCUUGAACGCUCUGCAGCGCCACGCCAAUGACCAGGUGAAGAAUGGACAGGGAGCAGAAGGCGAGCCUCAACUCGACCUGAGCAAGCCGAUGGGUGGAGGCAGGCCGCUCCCUCCCCCUGGCAUUCCUCUGCCGAUGCCUGACAAGAAGACCAAGACGGCAAUACCGGUACCCAGAAGAAAGCCGGUGCCUGCCCCUCCGCUGCCUGAGCGUCCUCCCGCUGAUGCGAAAGGACAAGAUGCCAAGCGGCGGCCUGUUCCACCGCCUCCCCUCCCCAAGCGGCGGCGACGCACGGAUGAGGAGAUGCAUGGGCAGGGCGAGGACAUGCUCGUGGUCGAGGCCCCGAUCGCUGACUCGGAGCCAACGAGCCCGCUGCCUGAUGAGGCAGAGGCAUAUCGGCACCCAUAUGUAGAGGACGCGGACGAAGAUCUGGACCCUUUCGUGAUGGAUGACGGGUCACCUGAGGAGGGCAGCAGCGGCACGCCUCCCGCCAAGCCUUCCGAGGAGAGUCAGCUUUCCUUCGGCACCUCGAAUACGCAGGGCGAAAGCGCAACCGACGACGAAUACGAGGCCUGGAUGGAGAACACGGGAGAGGACGAGCCUCCCCCAGAGUAUGUCACCAGCGAAGGUCUCACGCAUUAG
This is a messenger RNA of Diaporthe amygdali, 2976 nucleotides long. RefSeq lists its product as uncharacterized. The record is from RefSeq and is a predicted model, not a curated record. Gene Ontology annotation, cellular component: endoplasmic reticulum; ERMES complex. The transcript is spliced from 2 exons. Gene Ontology annotation, biological process: phospholipid transport. Gene Ontology annotation, molecular function: lipid binding. NCBI's taxonomy places the organism in Eukaryota, Fungi, Ascomycota, Sordariomycetes, Diaporthales, Diaporthaceae. The coding region runs from base 1 to 2976 and encodes 991 amino acids.